AUGAUCCAGAAGGUGAAUCGUAUCGAUCCCAACAAACAUCGAAUAACAGAAACUAAAAAACAACAACAAGUAGAAGAAAAAGAUCAAACCAUUCUCACUCUCUUCCAAUGCAUUGAAAAAGAAUAUGAAGAAAAAAUUAAAAUGUUAACCGAGAAGUGUUUCAUUCUGGAACGACAAUUACAACAGUAUUGGAUGGAAACAAAUAAGAAUGAUUUACCAUGUGAACAUGCUUCAUGUCAAAUCCAUGUUGUUCGAGAACAGGCAUCUCCACAAUUUCAUGAAGAAGAACAUUCAAGAAAUGCUUCUCUGAAUAUUACGCGUAUUGCUCAUCCUUCUGUCAAUGAUGAAAUUCACAAUCAAUCUUGUAAAGUCAUGAUGGAUUGUGGAAAUAAUGAUCAUUCAUUGUGUUCUUCUCCAUUUGGAUUUAAUGAGACAUCAAUGACUACUCCUUCAAAACCACAACAACGACGAUAUCAUGAUGGGAUGGAUCAUGAUUAUCAAAUUAUACUUUCUCCUCCACUUGAAUUAGAACGUUACUGCAAUGCAGAGGAUAUUGGUGGAAAUAUUAAUUCUUUAUUGAAUUCAAAUACGUCAUCGAGUGGUCAAUUGUUAACACCACAGAGAAGAGCUGUGGUAAACAAGCCGUUAGAAACACAUUUUAGUUAUUCUCCUGCAUUAAGCGACUCAUCGAGUGAAGCAGAUUUGGACUUUAAUUGGUUAUUCGAGCAGGACCAUUUGAGUCAAGUGUCAACUGCCAGCACAUCAACAAUUUCCAAACGAUCUACGAGACAAUCUGAAAAGAAGGAACACAUUUCUCAAGUAAUUGAACAUUUACAGACCCAUUUGCAUGCAGAAAUUAUUUUACCAAAUUUAACAUUAAUGGAAGGAGAUGCCAUAUCAUCAUCUUCGAGUAUUCCAAGUCCUUCUCUGUCUCAAGACCAUGAUCACUCUUUGAGUAAAACACCAAUGAGUGAAAUGAAAAGAAGUACAACAAAAAGAUUGACAACACCGAAUGGGAGCUCAGAAUUAACAUUUUCAGUGGCAGCUUUGAAAAAGUCUCAACGCUCACAAAAUUCAAGAAUAUACACACGAACAGAUUACAAGUAUAGAGAUUAUUCACUUUCUGAAAAUAUUAUCUUCUUUUGUAAAUAUAUCAAAUUCAAGCCCGAAUAUUUAUUGUCACAUGACAAGUUGGGUCUAUCGAACCUGUAUUUCGAUGUCAUUGAUUUGGUGGAAAAAGAGAGAUCCAAGUUUAAAUUUUUAAAAUCCAAUAAGGAUAGCAUGAUUAUUGGAGACUGCGACGAAGGUUUAAUCGUUGUCAAAUUAUUAGAAUGUGAAAAGACCUUUCACACUCAUGUUCUCUCCAAAUUGAACAAGGUGCUAGUGUCAAAACAAGAACACAGAAAGAAAAAGCUUGUCAGAGAGUAUUGCUUUGGUGCUCAAUCAUUGAGUCAAGUGUUUGACUUUGAUUUUAACAUUUAUCUUCUUAGAGAUAGCGAACCAUCUAGACACGAAGGUCCAUUUUCUAUUUUCGAUGUGUUAUUGAACUGCAAAUGCACAAAUCCAUAA
This is a messenger RNA of Naegleria lovaniensis, 1569 nucleotides long. RefSeq lists its product as uncharacterized. NCBI's taxonomy places the organism in Eukaryota, Heterolobosea, Eutetramitea, Acrasida, Naegleriidae. The coding region runs from base 1 to 1569 and encodes 522 amino acids. The transcript has 2 exons. The record is from RefSeq and is a predicted model, not a curated record.